AUGGCGCUCGUGCCCAGCGCCCGCUACGUGAGCGCCCAGGGCCCGGCGCACCCGCAGCCCUUCAGCUCGUGGAACGACUACCUGGGGCUCGCCACGCUCAUCACCAAGGCGGUGGACGGCGAGUCGCGCUUCGGCUGCAGCCGCGGCGGAGACGACGACGGCGGUGGCGGCGGCGGAGGGGGUGGAGGCGGCGGGUCCCCGCCCUCCUCCUCCUCCUCGUCCUGCUGCUCCCCCCACGCGGGGACGGGGCCCGGGGCGCUGGGCCCGACGCUGGGGUCGCCUGACUACGACGACGACGAGGACGACGAAGACGACAGCGACGACCCGGGGUCCCGGAGCCGCUACUUGGAGCUGCGCGCUCUGGAGCUGUGCGCGGGCCCCGCCGAGGCCGGGCUGCUGGAGGAGCCGGCCGCCGCCCGGCUGCUCAAGCCCGAGCUGCAGGUGUGCGUGUUCUGCCGGAACAACAAGGAGGCGGUGGCGCUCUACACCACCCACAUCCUGAAGGGCCCCGACGGGCGAGUGCUGUGCCCGGUACUGCGCCGCUACACGUGUCCCCUGUGCGGCGCCAGCGGCGACAACGCGCACACCAUCAAGUACUGCCCGCUCUCCAAAGUGCCGCCGCCGCCCGCCGCCCGCCUGCCGCCGCGCAGCGCCCGGGACAGCCUGCCCGGCAAGAAGCUGCGCUGA
Messenger RNA from Dipodomys ordii (Ord's kangaroo rat), 687 nucleotides. It is a transcript of the gene Nanos1, whose product is annotated as nanos homolog 1 (Drosophila). Gene Ontology annotation, cellular component: perinuclear region of cytoplasm. NCBI's taxonomy places the organism in Eukaryota, Metazoa, Chordata, Mammalia, Rodentia, Heteromyidae. The record is from RefSeq and is a predicted model, not a curated record. The coding region runs from base 1 to 687 and encodes 228 amino acids. The transcript is spliced from 2 exons. Gene Ontology annotation, molecular function: zinc ion binding; mRNA binding. Gene Ontology annotation, biological process: oogenesis; negative regulation of translation.